AGCUGCCCCUAACGACUCUGGCCCAGUGCUUGACGGAAGGGUCGGCCAUCUUGGGUGAUGACACUCUGCUCGGGAAGAUGCUGAAACUGUGCGGCGAGGCUGAGGACAAGCUAGUGCAGGAGCUCAUCCAUUUCGAGUUGCAAGUGGAGCGGGGUGUGAUCGAGCCCCUCUUCAUGCUGGCUGAGGUGGAAAUCCCAAAUAUCCAAAAGCAGAGGAAGCACCUCGCCAAGCUUGUGCUGGACAUGGAUUCUUCCAAGACGAGGUGGCAACAGACUUCCAAGACUUCUGGUCUGUCAAGCAACCUGCAGUCUACAGGUGCCAAAGCUGACGCCCUCAGGGAAGAGAUGGAGGAGGCCGCCAACAGGGUGGAGAUAUGCCGGGACCAACUGUCGGCUGACAUGUACGGUUUUGUGACGAAAGAAAUUGACUAUGCAAACUACUUUCAGAUGUUGAUGGAGGUGCAGGCAGAAUACCAUCGGAAGUCAUUAGUGCUGCUGCAGAACGUGCUGCCCCAGCUCAAAGCACAACAGGAGGCCUGGGUGGAGAAGCCAUCGUACGGGAAGCCCCUGGAGGACCACCUGGACGUCAGCGGGCGGGAGAUCGCCUUCCCCAUCGAGGCCUGCGUGACCAUGCUGCUGGAGUGCGGCAUGCAGGAGGAGGGCCUCUUCCGGGUGGCCCCCUCCGCCUCCAAACUGAAGAAGCUGAAAGCGGCCUUAGACUGCUGCGUGCUGGACUUGCAGGAAUACUCUGCCGACCCCCACGCCAUCGCAGGCGCUUUGAAGUCCUAUCUCCGAGAGCUGCCGGAGCCCCUUUUGACCUUCGAACUUUACAAAGAAUGGAUUCAGGCAUCCAAUAUUCAGGAUCAAGACAAGAGGCUCCAGGCCCUGUGGAACACCUGUGAAAAGCUACCCAAGGCCAACCACAGCAACAUUCGAUACUUGAUCAAAUUUCUGGCCAAGCUGUCCGAGUACCAAGAUGUAAAUAAAAUGACCACCAGCAACAUCGCCAUCGUGCUGGGCCCCAACCUCCUCUGGCCUCAGGCGGAUGGGAACAUCACGGAGAUGAUGACCACCAUCUCGCUGCAGAUUGUUGGAAUCAUCGAGCCCAUCAUCCAGCAUGCUGACUGGUUCUUCCCUGGGGACAUCGAGUUCAAUGUGACCGGAAGCUACGGAAGUCCGGUGCACACCAACCACAAUGCCAACUACAGCUCGAUGCCCUCACCGGACACGGACCCACCGGACCGGCCGCCGGGGGAGCAAGCCCGCCGGCCGCUCAGUGUGGCCACCGACAACAUGAUGUUGGAAUUUUACAAAAAAGACGGCAUGGGCGUGCGGGUCAUGGACAUGUCAUGGGUUGCUCGCCGCCGCUCCUCAUUUGCCCGGAAGUCGGCCUGUGCCCCGCCUGCCAUCCAGCCGCCUGCCCCGCCCUCCGAGACCGCCGCUCCCCCACAGUCGCCCGGGCCGGAGCAGCCCCCAGAGACCUCAGCGAGCCCGUCCCCGACACCCACCAGCUUUGGUUUCCAGCUGGGCCCGGAGCGGACAAGCACUUUAAAGAGCAAGGAGCUUUCCCCGGGGGCCGGCCAUGCGGGAAGUCCAGGAUCCAGCCAUGCGGCCCCCAGUGCAGCGUCCCAGCUGGCUGCCGGCCCCAGCCUCCCGCCCCCGUACCAGAACCCGCACACCCUCCAGAAAGUUUCCAAGAAGCUGGCACCAGUCCCACCCAAACCUCCUUUGGGCCAGCCAACGAGCAUGACUGACCAGUCCAAUGGCCAAGCCUCCCCCGUCAGCCUGUCCCCCAUCCCUCCCAGCACCCCUUCUCCCUAUGGAUUUAGCUACCCCACAGGUUACUCCCUGCUCCCCUUGGGCCAACUCUUCCCAGCCUCGGCCCCACCCCCAUCCCUGCCGGCAGCGUCUCCCACUUCUUCGAGCAUUUUAGCCAAAUCGAGGCCCACGCCCAAGCCACGCCAGAGGCCCCCACUGCCACCUCCACCCCAGCCUCCCUCGGCAAGCCUCUCCGGCUCUAGUCCGCAGUCCAUCGACCACCCCGUGCUCGACGGCCUGUCUCCCGGGGAGAGUGUGUCAACAGAUCUGGGCCACUUUGAGAUCCCUUCUAUCCACAUAGAGCUCGGUUCAGGCCUCCACCAGGGUCCACUGGAGCAAAUGCAGAGACACUCGGUGGCGAGGAAAAUAAACUUAGAGGAAGAAGAUUCUGAAAGCACCGCCCUAUGACAUGGCAACCCACCCCCAUCUGACCAGCGUGUACAUAGCAGAACCCUCCGAGAAGUCUGUCCAUUCAAUCAUCCAGCUGAGUGUCCUCCUCCAGGUCUCUUCGUGCUCUAGGACCAAUCCCGAAAAUUCCGGUCUGUCCCCAUGGCAGAUGCCAAGGGGGCAAGUAAUUUGAUAUUAUUGAUUGGUUGGGGGAGGUCAGUGACUUUGGCCAGUUCCAAAGUUUGCCUUUUGACUUGAUGCCUAAUUCUAGCUUCCAUCCACCCUCAACCCUGCCCUGGGUAAGGAACAGUGCCUAUCUUCAUGGACCAGUGCAGCUGCAAGCCCAGUCCAUCCAUGGGGUAGGAGGCAGGAAAGGGAGUCUGGGGCAGUAGGGCAGUUGUCUUUGGCCCCCUGACUUACAUUAUUUAGCUGUGGCCAUGGUUCAGAGAAGGCCUGCUGGUGACCUUCACUCUGCCUCUCACCCAUGCCCUAGACCCCCUGUUAGGGGCCUUCCCUCCCACUUCCCAUGUUCCCGUUGUCCCCCUCCCGCCAUCUUCCCCCAACCAACACUAUAGAUCUACAAUCCAGCCCCACUGUACGUCAGCUGAGAAACCCCUCUGAGUGGACCCAUCAGGGGACCGUUUUCUUCCACGCAGCUCUUGGGACUCACCCUGGCCCCGUUGGCCCAGGGUCAUUAUGGGGGACCGGGUCUCACCGACAGAGCCCAACAGAAAUCUUUGGUCGUUUUUCUCCCUCCCUCUGGGUCUGUAAGUUAGCGCGACACCCCUUUGCUGUAUUCUUCUGACAGAUGGGAACUUGAAUUGUUUAUAGAAAGAGCUAUUUUGAGGGUGACCGAACCUGAAGAUGACUAUUUUUUUCAAAUGAUCUUGGAACCCUGACCGGUGGUCAUUACACUUCUGACUGCUGCUUGUAAUGCAAAGGAGUGAAUCCCGUCCAGCCUUCUAGCCUUCCCUCGGCCCGCACCCAUGGUGGGGACCUCAUCAGCAGAUAACCACUGAAGACCAACGAUUCAAGCAGUCCUGAAGCAGGCUGUGAAGAGAGAAGGAAUCAGCCCCCAAGGAAGGGUCAGCAGACGCAGCCCUCCUCCGACAUCAGUAUUGAUAUGGCACCCCUCCCCUUCCACCCCCUCCACUAAGCUGUGUAGCCGAACAUCCAUGAGAGGAGAUGGGAAAACAGAUGAUGGUUUGGAUCCUAUUUCUACUGUGAAUUUAAAAGAUACAAACUUUGGGGAGGAGCCAAUUUGGUCAUGCAUGUGAAGUCCACCUUCAAAAUAUCUUUUUAUUCUACAUAUAUAUCUGGGCCUAGAUAUAUAUAUUAUAUAUAAUGUAAAUCUCAUCUUUCUAUAUUAGGCAUCUCUAUUUGUUUUAUUUGAUCCAUUCCAUCAAAAUGUAUGUACAGCUCUGCAUUGGAAAGCGAGAAGCUUCAUUUUCUCCCAGUAUCAUGUGUGUGCAGUAACUCUCUACUCUGGCAGCAGUAUUUGCAGAUUAAGAUGUUCUUGCUUUGUACACUUCAUGGCAUUUCCCAGGCUGCAGUGGAGCAAGGGUGGGCGGGGAGAAUCACCCGGAAAUUCAUGUGCAAAUAGUCGUUGAAAGUAAUGUUAUUAAAAUAGAUUUAUUAUCCUUGA
Messenger RNA from Ornithorhynchus anatinus (platypus), 3849 nucleotides. Its product is annotated as rho GTPase-activating protein 44-like. Gene Ontology annotation, biological process: regulation of actin cytoskeleton organization; positive regulation of GTPase activity; modification of dendritic spine. The coding region runs from base 78 to 2225 and encodes 715 amino acids. Gene Ontology annotation, cellular component: presynaptic active zone; dendritic spine; intracellular anatomical structure. The record is from RefSeq and is a predicted model, not a curated record. Lineage: Eukaryota; Metazoa; Chordata; Mammalia; Monotremata; Ornithorhynchidae. The transcript is spliced from 17 exons. Gene Ontology annotation, molecular function: protein binding; GTPase activator activity.